AUGCAGAAACAUGUGGCUAUGAAGCCGAAUGCAAUCUACCGUUCUUCUCAGGUUUCCUUCCCGCCCUUGACGCCCACAGCGUCCACCCUACCCUCGCCAUCAUCCAAUACUAUCUUAUCGGUCUCGCCUACAAUCAUCAGCCCUGACAUCGGCCAGCAACCACCACUACAGGCCGCAGGGUUGGCACCGUCGUCGGUCAUCAUCAAUAUCAGCGCAGGAUCUACAGGGAAGGGCAUAUUAAUUGGAAUCCUGUCGGCCUUCGGCUCAGCCGGUAUCGCAGUGCUCGUGCUUGCAAUCUUCUUUUUCUUCAGGUACACGAAUCGAGGAAGGAUAAUACUAGAUCGGAUUGGUAGGCCUGGUGAAUAUGACGAUGAGCAGGUAUUCGCAAGAGAAGAGGCAGAUGCUUUGGAAACCAUGGAUGAGCUGCAGAGGACCGAGUAUCUAAGAGCCAAAGCAUUUGUGCAGGCAAACCCACCAGAGACUCAAAUGACAGACAUAUCACUCUCACAGUUCCUUGCCAUCCAAGAAAAGGGAGUUUCAGCAUGGGAGUUCGAACCUGAAUUGGAGAUUGCCAAUUGUUUCGUUGAAGCCAGAACCGAGAUUGAGUUCUUCGAUUCUGUCUGUAGUGUGCAGAGUAAUCUGCCCGUACCAAAGCAGAACGAGGUCUACUACUGGGAAGCCAAAAUAUACGACAAGCCAGAAACAAGUCAAAUCAGCAUCGGCAUGACUACAAAGCCCUACCCUCUUUUCCGUUUACCCGGGUUCCACAAAUCCUCGGUAGCCUAUCUGUCGUCUGGACAUCGGCGAUAUAACCAGCCAUUUGCAGCAACGAACUACGGCCCACCCUACGUACAAGGCGACGUUGUAGGGGUUGGCUAUCGACCAAGAACUGGCACCAUUUUUUUCACCCGCAAUGGGAAGAAGCUCGAAGAUGUUGCACACGGACUGAAAUCCCAGAACUUUUUCCCAACCGUGGGGGCCAAUGGGCCUUGCACAGUGCACGUCAAUUUUGGUCAGAUGGGUUUCGUUUUCAUUGAGGCAAAUGUGAAAAAAUGGGGACUGGCACCAAUGACAGGAAGUCUUGCCCCACCGCCGCCGUACGGUAGCGAGCAGGGCAGCAUUCUUCUAGAAGCUGGUCGGGAUGGUGUCAGUCCCUCGCAACGAAACGAGCACGGUCACUCCAGAUCCAGGAGUGGGAUUACCCGAAUCGGGUUUCCAACCAGUCCUGGGCCUCAACGAUCACCAACUGACAUAUCUCUGUCGCACUUGGCGCGUAUACCUUCGAGUGAAGAUCCAGGAGAAGGGAGAAGCUCAGGUCGACACGAUGAAGCGGUUGAGAUUGAUGCUGGACCUUCUGAAAGCCAACAACCACCUGAGUACACAAGUCCUGAAGGUAGUCAGAAAAGCAGUGAAGAGGGCGGAGAAGACGCGCCAUUAGUGCGCAGAGGUGGCCAUCAACCUCCUAUACCCACCUAUGAUGCUGCUAUGGGAAAUGCUCCAGAUACCGAGUUUCAUGAUGAUACCAAUGAACAUUGA
This is a messenger RNA of Endocarpon pusillum Z07020, 1536 nucleotides long. RefSeq lists its product as uncharacterized. Gene Ontology annotation, molecular function: protein binding. The coding region runs from base 1 to 1536 and encodes 511 amino acids. The record is from RefSeq and is a predicted model, not a curated record. Lineage: Eukaryota; Fungi; Ascomycota; Eurotiomycetes; Verrucariales; Verrucariaceae. The transcript has 3 exons.